AUGAAGCAGGGGCUGACGGGCCAGACCUCGCCGCCCUCAGUUAUCUACAUCCCGAGCAACAACAUCUACCGCCGCUUCACCUUCAACGUCGCCAUCCAGAAGCUCCUCAAGUCCUACCCGUCCCUCAACACGCUCAAUAUCACUGAUUGCAAGUUCGGUGGAGACUUCGAGCUGGAGUACAUUGAAAUCUGCCAAAAGAACCCGUCGCUCACCAACCUCGAGUUCCGCAAUACUUCCGGGAAGCGCAACGUGCACGACAGCCUGUUCUCCGUGGUCUCCAAACUGCCCAUUCACAUUCGCUCGCUCACUUUGGACAACAUUCUUUCCAAGGUGCUGCAGACACGUCAGCAGAUCACCAGCAUCGACCUCUCCAACAACCCCUUCUACACGCCGCAGAUGACGGUCCUGAUCAAGUGCCUGUCGUCGACGUACCUCGAGCACAUCAACCUCACCGGCUGCUCGGUGAGCGACGAGCAGGCCUGCCUCCUCUUCGCCGCACUGGCGGAGAACCAAACCGUGGGAUCGCUCAACCUGUCGCACAACCACAUCUCACGCCCCUCGGUGGAGCACAUCGCCCAGUUCCUGUUGCGGAGGGUGGAUAUCAUCUUCAGCGCGCUGUCCGGGACCAACCAGAAGGAGCUGCAGGUGCUCAACCUGGAGGACAACAAGAUCGGCCACGCGUCGGUCUACGCCCUCUGCAAGUUCCUCCAGUACAACCACUCCCUCACCGACCUCAACCUCGCCAACAACAAGUUCCGCGAAGAUGACGGCAAGAUGAUCUUGAUGGCGCUGCCGCAGAAUCGCACGCUGCAGCAGUUCAAGCUGAGCCGCACCAACAAGGCCCUGGGCGUCAUCAGCGUCGGUAUCGCUGCCAAGGACGCCGAGGCCAUCGAAGAGAUCCUCGACCGCAACCGAAUCGAGAGCGUGCAGAUGAACCGGGGCAACGGCGACAAGCGGCGCACGUUCGGGAACUUCCAGAAGGACUACUCCGAGUACCUCGUCCAGCUCAUGCAGAUGCUGUGUGUGCCCCACGCGCUCGCCGACAUCGAGAAGAAGGCGGAGUAUCAGCAGUGUCUGGACUUCGCCAGGGCUUGUCUGGAGAAAGGCUACGACGUCGACGAGUUCACGCGCAACAGCCACUUCAAGUACGUGAUCGGCCAGAACGUCACAUUCCUCAAGCAUGCCGCAUACCUGCUGGCGCUGGUGGGCGAGAUCCGGCUCAGACUGCAACACCUGAGCACGCUGGAGGCCACCAAGGAGGGCUAUCUCUUCAAGCGCGGCGGCCGCAGAAAGAACUGGAAGAAGCGGUACUUCUCGCUGAACGGGCUGUUCGUGUUCUACUACGUCAACCACCAGCAGCGCACGAAGCGGAAGGGCAUCAUCGUGCUCGAGGAGGCCUCCAUCCGCCUCGGCUCCGUGCACGGCAUGAUGGCCAAGUACGCCUUUGAGGUCGUCACCCCCAACCGCAUCUGGAUCCUCUGCUGCGACUCUGCCGAGGACAUGGACGCGUGGGUGGACGCGAUCCAGAAGGUGAAGGAGGUGCAGGCCAACAAGGUGCUGAAGAGUCAGCUGGAGGAGAUCAAGAACGGCGUUGCGGCCUUCGCCGGCGUCUACGACACCUACAACAUCAAGUACCCCGAUCCCCAUAGGAAAUGGAUUUUGCAGUGGUGGUUCCCACAGUGCCUCGAGGUGCUGGCGUUCUCGAUCCUGGGCGAGAAGCAGGAGGCCGCCGCGGCGGUCGAGGGCACCGGCAACGGCACCAACAGCGGCCGCGAGAAAUUGUCGGCCUCGACCUCGAGCCUCGAGUCGAGCCUCUCGCGCGAGGGCAAGCGGAACUUCAUUGACAAGCUCAUCAACCAAUUCGUCGUCAAUUCGGGCAUCGCCUUCUACCUUCUCACGGGAGAUUACCUGUUCGAUGACAAGAUGGUGCGCAGCGUCGACGGGGUGUUCCAACCCAGCCUGACGCUGGCCAACCACUACAAGCACAUCCAGCAUCUAAAGUCGGCCGUGCACGAGUCGCUGCGGUCCAGUGUGGCCAAGGGGCCGUUCGACCAGCAGAGCGUCAACGCCCUCAUGCAGUCCUACUCGGCCUUCAAGAGCGCCCAAAGCCCGGAGACGCCCCACAAGUGCCUCGAUCUGCAGGGCGUGCUCUACACAAUCCUCAACGAACUCUCCGACACGGUGCUCAACCAACUGCUGUUCCUCAACAAGCACUCCAUCCGCGAGAUCAGCUCCCAGUACUCCGACAUGCCGUCGGACGGGGCGGAGAAGAAUGUGUCGGUGCGUACGGUGAUGGCGGCGUGGCGCAUGUCGACCCGCUACCAGUUUGUGCCCUACCUGAGCGACCCCGAGGACUUCAUCUUCUUCGACCUCCACAACCUGCCGUCGGAUCCGGGCAAGGCGCAGAAGAUGAUGCACGCGUCGGUGGGACACAUGCGCGCGGCGGACGACUUCCUGGUAAGCCUCAUGUGCUGCUCGGGCCUCCAGUCCCUCCAGAAGCCCAUGGAGCGCCUCCUCGUCGCCAUUCACUGGCUCAAGAUGCACUGGCCCGGAGAGGAGAAGCAGCUGUUUGCGAUGGACGAGAGGGACUCGUCGAUGGCGGUGCGGCUGGCGUUCAUCGUGCGCGCCUUCCUGGCGCCGGUCAAGGAGGCCCACAUCUCCAUGCACAACCUCGACGUCUACGACUACUGGACCGAGUUUUGCCGUCUGGCAACCGACGUGGUCUCCCACAUCGCCCUUUCUGCUCGCCAGGGGAUCAGCAAGCAACACCUGCAGGAACCGUUGGAGCUGAUGACGACGAUGUGUACCGAGGCCGUGCGGGAGCUGGUGCUGACCCUCUACGCACCGCCGCCCGCCUCGGGCGUCGAGGGCGUCGCCGGCUCGCAGAUCCUGCACGCCGCCAGGAAGUACUGA
Molecule: messenger RNA, 2913 nt
Organism: Acanthamoeba castellanii str. Neff
Lineage: Eukaryota; Discosea; Longamoebia; Acanthamoebidae
Product: leucine rich repeat-containing protein
Exons: 26
Coding region: 1-2913 (970 amino acids)
Molecular function (GO): protein binding
Source: RefSeq, a predicted model, not a curated record